This is a messenger RNA of Rattus rattus (black rat), 9113 nucleotides long. It is a transcript of the gene Lrp6, whose product is annotated as LDL receptor related protein 6. The record is from RefSeq and is a predicted model, not a curated record. Gene Ontology annotation, molecular function: Wnt-protein binding; Wnt receptor activity. NCBI's taxonomy places the organism in Eukaryota, Metazoa, Chordata, Mammalia, Rodentia, Muridae. The transcript is spliced from 23 exons. The coding region runs from base 242 to 5083 and encodes 1613 amino acids. Gene Ontology annotation, biological process: chemical synaptic transmission; receptor-mediated endocytosis involved in cholesterol transport; canonical Wnt signaling pathway.
CGGGGGACGUGGGGCGCCGCGGGAGGAGGCGGCGGCAUGGGGGCAGGCGCUGGCGUCGCGCGAGCCCGGGCCGGAGCGGCGCGCUAGAGCCCUGACGUGCGCCCUUUUCUUUCUUCUCCCGGCCGCGGAAAGCAUGAGCGUGCAGACCCGCCGCUGCGGCGGCCGCCCCGGCUCCUCGCCCGCGCGUCCCCUGGCCGCCGGUCGCCGGUGAGGGCCGCGAGCGCGCGCGGUGGGGGGGAAGAUGGGGGCCGUGCUGAGGAGCCUCCUGGCCUGCAGCUUCUGCGUGCUGCUGAGAGCGGCCCCUUUGUUGCUUUAUGCAAACAGACGGGACUUGAGAUUGGUUGAUGCUACAAAUGGCAAAGAGAAUGCGACGAUUGUAGUUGGAGGCUUGGAGGAUGCAGCUGCGGUGGACUUUGUGUUUGGUCAUGGCUUGAUAUACUGGAGUGACGUCAGCGAAGAAGCCAUUAAACGAACAGAAUUUAACAAAACUGAGAGUGUACAGAAUGUCGUUGUUUCUGGAUUAUUGUCCCCGGAUGGGCUGGCAUGUGAUUGGCUUGGAGAAAAAUUGUACUGGACAGAUUCUGAAACUAAUCGUAUUGAAGUUUCUAAUUUAGAUGGAUCUUUACGAAAAGUUUUAUUUUGGCAAGAGUUGGAUCAACCCAGAGCUAUUGCCUUAGAUCCAUCAAGUGGGUUCAUGUACUGGACAGACUGGGGAGAAGUGCCAAAGAUAGAACGUGCUGGAAUGGAUGGUUCAAGUCGCUUUGUUAUAAUAAACACUGAGAUUUACUGGCCAAAUGGACUGACUCUGGAUUAUGAGGAGCGGAAGCUUUAUUGGGCAGAUGCAAAACUUAAUUUCAUCCAUAAAUCAAACCUGGACGGAACAAAUCGACAGGCAGUGGUUAAAGGUUCCCUUCCUCAUCCUUUUGCCUUGACGUUAUUUGAGGACACAUUGUACUGGACUGACUGGAAUACACACUCUAUUUUGGCUUGCAACAAGUAUACUGGCGAGGGUCUGCGUGAAAUUCAUUCUAACAUCUUCUCUCCCAUGGAUAUACAUGCUUUCAGCCAACAGAGGCAGCCAAAUGCUACAAAUCCAUGUGGAAUUGAUAAUGGUGGUUGUUCCCAUUUGUGUUUGAUGUCUCCAGUCAAGCCUUUUUAUCAGUGUGCUUGUCCAACUGGGGUCAAGCUUCUGGAGAAUGGAAAAACCUGCAAAGAUGGUGCCACUGAACUAUUGCUGUUAGCCCGACGGACAGACUUGAGGCGCAUCUCUUUGGAUACACCAGAUUUCACCGACAUUGUCCUGCAGUUAGAAGACAUCCGACAUGCCAUUGCCAUAGACUACGACCCUGUGGAAGGCUACGUCUACUGGACGGACGAUGAAGUACGGGCCAUCCGUCGCUCCUUCAUCGAUGGAUCUGGCAGUCAGUUUGUGGUCACGGCCCAGAUUGCCCAUCCUGAUGGUAUUGCUGUUGACUGGGUGGCAAGAAACCUGUACUGGACAGACACUGGCACUGACCGGAUAGAAGUGACAAGGCUCAAUGGGACCAUGAGGAAGAUCCUGAUUUCAGAGGACUUAGAGGAGCCCCGGGCUAUUGUGUUAGAUCCCAUGGCUGGGUACAUGUACUGGACAGACUGGGGAGAAAUCCCAAAGAUCGAGCGAGCUGCUCUGGACGGAUCUGACCGAGUAGUUCUUGUUAACACUUCCCUUGGUUGGCCAAAUGGCUUAGCCCUGGAUUAUGAUGAAGGCACAAUAUACUGGGGAGAUGCCAAAACAGACAAAAUUGAGGUUAUGAAUACCGACGGCACUGGGAGACGAGUGCUGGUGGAAGACAAAAUCCCUCACAUAUUUGGGUUUACCUUGCUGGGUGACUAUGUCUACUGGACUGACUGGCAGAGGCGGAGCAUCGAGAGAGUGCACAAGCGGAGUGCAGAGAGGGAGGUCAUAAUAGACCAGCUGCCAGACCUCAUGGGACUGAAGGCCACCAGCGUUCACAGAGUCAUUGGUUCUAACCCCUGUGCUGAGGAGAAUGGAGGAUGUAGCCAUCUUUGCCUGUACAGGCCUCAGGGCCUUCGAUGUGCCUGUCCCAUUGGCUUUGAGCUCAUUAGUGACAUGAAGACAUGCAUUGUUCCUGAGGCUUUCCUUCUGUUCUCACGGAGAGCAGACAUAAGGCGCAUCUCUUUGGAAACAAACAACAAUAAUGUGGCCAUUCCUCUCACUGGUGUCAAAGAAGCUUCUGCUUUGGAUUUUGAUGUCACAGACAACAGAAUUUACUGGACCGAUAUAUCCCUGAAGACUAUUAGCAGAGCUUUUAUGAAUGGCAGUGCACUGGAACAUGUGGUAGAGUUCGGCUUAGAUUACCCAGAAGGCAUGGCAGUGGACUGGCUUGGGAAGAACUUAUACUGGGCAGACACAGGAACAAAUCGCAUUGAGGUGUCAAAGUUGGAUGGACAGCACCGACAGGUUUUGGUAUGGAAAGACCUUGACAGUCCCCGAGCUCUGGCAUUGGAUCCUGCUGAAGGGUUUAUGUAUUGGACUGAGUGGGGAGGGAAGCCUAAGAUUGACAGAGCGGCUAUGGAUGGAAGUGAACGCACUACAUUAGUUCCAAAUGUGGGUCGAGCAAAUGGCCUUACCAUCGACUAUGCUAAGAGGCGGCUUUACUGGACAGACCUGGACACUAACUUAAUAGAAUCUUCAAAUAUGCUCGGACUCAACCGUGAAGUUAUAGCAGAUGACUUGCCUCAUCCUUUUGGCUUAACUCAGUACCAAGAUUACAUCUACUGGACAGACUGGAGCCGACGCAGCAUUGAACGUGCCAACAAAACCAGUGGCCAAAACCGCACCAUCAUCCAGGGCCAUUUGGAUUAUGUGAUGGACAUCCUAGUCUUUCACUCUUCCCGGCAGGCAGGGUGGAAUGAAUGUGCCUCCAGCAACGGGCACUGCUCCCACCUCUGCUUGGCUGUGCCUGUUGGAGGUUUUGUGUGUGGAUGCCCUGCCCACUACUCCCUGAAUGCUGACAACAGGACCUGUAGUGCUCCUACCACCUUCCUGCUCUUCAGUCAGAAGAGCGCCAUCAACCGCAUGGUGAUUGAUGAACAACAGAGUCCUGACAUCAUCCUUCCUAUCCACAGCCUUCGGAACGUCCGGGCCAUUGAUUAUGACCCUUUGGACAAGCAGCUCUACUGGAUUGACUCUCGACAAAACAUGAUACGAAAGGCACAAGAAGAUGGUGGCCAGGGUUUUACUGUAGUUGUAAGCUCGGUUCCAAAUCAGAACCUUGAAAUACAGCCCUAUGAUCUCAGCAUUGAUAUUUAUAGCCGUUACAUCUAUUGGACCUGUGAAGCUACCAAUGUCAUUGAUGUGACGAGAUUAGAUGGUCGAUCGGUUGGAGUGGUCCUAAAAGGCGAGCAAGACAGACCUCGAGCCAUUGUGGUAAACCCCGAGAAAGGGUAUAUGUAUUUUACCAAUCUUCAGGAAAGAUCUCCCAAAAUUGAACGGGCUGCCUUGGAUGGAACAGAACGGGAGGUUCUCUUUUUCAGUGGCCUGAGUAAGCCCGUCGCUUUGGCUCUCGACAGCAAGCUGAGCAGGCUCUUCUGGGCUGACUCUGACCUCCGGCGAAUUGAGAGCAGCGACCUCUCAGGUGCCAACAGGAUCGUGCUAGAGGACUCUAAUAUAUUGCAGCCUGUGGGUCUGACUGUGUUUGAGAACUGGCUCUACUGGAUUGAUAAGCAGCAACAGAUGAUUGAAAAAAUUGACAUGACUGGUCGCGAAGGCAGAACCAAGGUCCAGGCUCGGAUUGCUCAGCUCAGUGACAUCCAUGCAGUGAAGGAACUGAACCUUCAGGAAUACAGACAGCACCCGUGUGCCCAGGAUAAUGGUGGCUGUUCACAUAUUUGCCUUGUAAAAGGAGAUGGUACCACAAGAUGCUCCUGUCCCAUGCACUUAGUUCUGCUUCAGGAUGAGCUGUCCUGUGGAGAGCCUCCAACAUGUUCUCCUCAGCAGUUUACGUGUUUCACUGGGGACAUUGACUGCAUCCCUGUGGCCUGGCGGUGUGAUGGGUUUACUGAGUGUGAAGACCACAGCGAUGAGCUCAACUGUCCUGUGUGCUCGGAGUCUCAGUUCCAGUGUGCCAGCGGGCAGUGCAUUGACGGCGCCCUUCGAUGCAAUGGUGAUGCGAACUGCCAGGAUAAAUCGGAUGAGAAGAACUGUGAAGUGCUUUGUCUAAUUGAUCAGUUCCGCUGUGCCAAUGGUCAGUGCGUUGGAAAGCACAAGAAAUGUGACCACAAUGUGGACUGCAGUGACAGAUCUGAUGAACUGGACUGCUAUCCAACUGAGGAGCCAGCACCACAGGCCACCAACACAGUUGGUUCCGUUAUCGGAGUAAUUGUCACCAUUUUUGUGUCUGGAACCAUAUACUUUAUCUGCCAAAGGAUGCUGUGUCCUCGUAUGAAGGGGGAUGGGGAAACCAUGACUAAUGACUACGUGGUUCACGGCCCAGCUUCUGUGCCCCUUGGUUAUGUUCCUCACCCAAGCUCUCUGUCUGGAUCUCUCCCAGGGAUGUCUCGAGGCAAAUCAAUGAUCAGUUCUCUCAGUAUCAUGGGGGGGAGCAGUGGGCCCCCCUACGAUCGAGCACACGUCACGGGAGCGUCCUCAAGCAGCUCUUCCAGUACCAAAGGCACUUACUUCCCUGCAAUUUUGAACCCACCACCAUCGCCUGCCACAGAGCGAUCCCAUUAUACCAUGGAGUUUGGUUAUUCUUCCAACAGUCCUUCCACACAUAGGUCCUACAGCUACAGGCCGUACAGCUACCGGCACUUUGCACCGCCCACUACACCCUGCAGCACUGAUGUCUGUGACAGUGACUAUGCUCCUAGCCGGAGAAUGACCUCAGUGGCAACAGCCAAGGGCUACACCAGUGACUUGAACUAUGACUCAGAACCUGUGCCCCCACCACCCACACCCCGAAGCCAGUACUUGUCGGCGGAGGAGAACUAUGAAAGCUGCCCCCCUUCUCCAUACACUGAGAGGAGUUACUCCCAUCACCUCUACCCACCACCACCUUCCCCCUGCACGGACUCCUCCUGAGGAGGGCCCCUCCUCCUCUGACUGCCUCCACCGGGACAUGUAAAUACACAUCUGGUUGAGAUCUGGAGGGGGGGAGGGAGCUACAGAAAAGAGUGAGGCAGACCUGUACAGUUAACAUAAAGUGGGUGGGGUACCUGAGAUAUUUGUACAGAAGAAAAGGAUAUUUAUAUAUUUUCUUAAAACAGCAGAUUUGCUGCUUGUGCCAUAAAAGUUUGUAUAAAAAAUAAAUUUGUACUAAAAGUUUUAUUUUUACAAACUAAAUACACAGAGCAUGCCUUAAGCCCAGUGAAGAAACUGAGUACAAAGGAAGCAGGAAAGUAAAGGCAUCAUUCACCAGGAAUGUCUGGGCUUUAAUGAUACCAAAAAAUAAAAAGGAGAAAGUAAUUCCAUCUCCGAGUGGCAAACUUGGAAGGAGCCAAAUUGCCUUCAGGGUAGCUAACAUUUGAGGGCCCCGAAAGAAAAAAGAACGGUACCAACUUUGGACAAAGGGCUUUGUUUUCUCCAACAGUUUUCACGAGGAAAGUAGAUGUUUGUGAGAUCCAUUUUGAGUGUUGCUGUCGUAGGAGCUGAAGUGUCUCUUGCAGGACGCCGCAGAGCUGCUGAGCUCUCACGCCUGGCACAGUUCACGCUAACACCAGCCGCUUUCACGGUCUGCCUCCCCAGCACCUUGGAGACCCGUUUUGCUAAGAGCCAUGAUUUAUUUAAGCUUUUUAAUGUGAGGAAUUGAGUAAAUGGAAUUUCCUAAACUCGAGAUUGGACUCAGUGUUCCUACUACGUUUGUUCAGCGUUUGGCUGAGCGUCUAAGUGGUCGGCUGUUUUUGCAUAAUCAAAAGUUAGCCAUAUUAUUGGUCUUCCAUGAUUGUUUUAAUGCUCAUUACAGUGUCUUUACAACAUAUAAAAAUGCUUAAAAACCACAAAUCUAAUUGUUAUAUUCUUGUACUUUAGUUUUGUAUCCUUGCAGCGUCCAAUAUCACAGUGAAACAUUUCAAUAUGCUCUGGCUAGAAACAGUCUGUUUAAAAGAAAGUUUUGUUGUUAGUCGGCUCCCUCUGUAUGAACUGUUUGUGACGCUUUCACUUUCUGCGGACCAGCUUUGCUCAGAGAGACGUCUGCAGUGACCUCUGCUCGUGUGGUGUGAGAUACCUUUCUUGUUAUGUGUGUACUGUGAAUGUGUGUGUGUUCACAUCACCCAGUCUGUCCUUCCAGUCUCCUCUGUGUGUCUUUGUGUGUUCUUUCCUGUCCCGUUAUGGAGUCAGACAAUAUCACAGACUUAACGGUGGGGAUGAAUGGAAGACACGUGAACUUGUCAGCUGCAGAACUUGAGCAGUGGAGACAAUGGAAGCCUCUCCUGUCACCUGCCUGACCUACUGUCAUGCAUCAGGCUGCUGCUAUGUCCUUCACUGUCGGGCUGGCCUGUGGGAUGACCCUGUCAGAUGUUAGUGUCCUGCUUUCACACGUGUCUAGCACUCCCCUCCUAAAGCUGAACUGUUUAAGCUAGGAUUAUUAAUUAUUGAAUAUAUUUUAAUUGUUGUUGAUGUGAGGCCUCUCUGAAUUUCAGAGCCUAAGGGGAAAUGAUGAAAGGAAUGAUUCCAGAAUUUUGGCAAAAUUUAAGUGACCUAAAAAAAAAAAACACCUAAGUAUAUUUUUAAAGAGAAAAGCAGUCCCUUCAGAAUAAUGCCUGGAUUGUUGGGGAGAGCUUAGUGAGAAUCAGGGCCUUUACCUUGAGUGUGAAUAAAUGGCAAUUCCUCCGUGUCUCGCAUGUCAGUACACAGGCAUUAACUCUCCGUUACUGAGAUGAAGUGCAGAGUUUCAGACUGGGCACUGAACUUGCCUACUGUGACACACAGGCCACUCGAUGUUUAAGUGACAGUGGGAGGGUAGCAGUCCUGGGUGUCAGUCAGAAUUGGAGAAUUCUGUGUUUACACUUUCAUUGUGCGUCUUUCUUUACCGGGUGGACUUCCCAUGCAGAGACUUGCCCCACCGUGGGCUGGGUCUCGGCUCAGUCCAAGUGCUUGUGCUGGGAUGGCGAUGGCCAGCCUCUUCUUGCAAAACGCUGACAUGUGUGCCAAUUUGUCGAACGAUGUGAAGGCAGUUCAGGUUAGCCUCGGCAUCCUCUUUCUGGGUCAGCUCGGCUAUAGUGGAGAUUUCUGAGAGUACCUUUUAGUGAGGGCCCUUAAAUUUGGGAAAGUUCCGUGGACAGUUAAGUUUAUUCUUGAACAUAAAAUAAGGAGGAGAAAUGAACUUAUGAGAACACAAUUGAAGAAAAGGGAAAGAAAGGUUUAAGUUAAGUUGCAUCUAGAUUCGAGGAAACAUGAAUAAAAUUUGAUUAGAUUCCGUAGUUACAUGGGUAUUUAUUUUGAAUGCACAUGUUAACUAUGCCUGCUUACUGAUUGAGCAUGUAUGAGCCGAGCUUUCGUGUAGCUUCUGUACACUGCAGUAAAUCUUUCUGCAUUGCAGUCUUUUAUAACUAAGACUCAGACUUCACUCAUUUGGAGCCCGAGUCUUCUAACCAAAACCCAAGAGCUCUUGCUUAGGUCAGAUAAAUGACAGAGGAAGGUGAGGUUUAGUCUAGAGUUGGCUAGAAUGUUAGCAUUUUUCCUCUGUUUUUAAAUUUUACAAUCCUUUUCGAAAUGCAUACUAAGUUGUACAAAUAGGUAACAGGUUUUUUUGGGGGGUAUCAUUUUGUCUUGUCGUAAAGGCCCAUCAAUGAACAGAUUGAGUUCAUAGCUGUUAAUUACCUCACCAGUUAAUUGAGAUGUGUCUAGUGAUCAAGAAGGGAAGCCUGCUUCUCUGCAGGGCUCAGAAACAAAGGUCGUGUUGUGCUCAGCCCCAGUUUGUACUGCUUUAGUGACUGCCAUGCUUACUGCGGCCCUUCUGACGUCAUGGAAACGAUUGCACACUGACUUCACACUCAGAGUUAGAUAGGAGCUCGGUUAUCAUCUGGUUGGCGGUCUUUAAGGAUUCACAGAUGACAGCCAUGCACAAGUGUGGGUGUAGACUAAGCCCUAAACAAGUUUAUCAUCACGCAUUAGUUAAGAUGUCAGAGCCCCUUUUAAUUUCCUGGGGUUUCCUUAUCCCAUGCCUAAAACAAGCCACGCCCAGAGGUGUGUGCUUUUACGGCCUCUGGAAGACAUUGCUUUGUAAUAGUGGCAAGAUUAGAUCUAAUAUUGUGCCUCGUGGAUCCUUACUGUCCCUGUCUUUCGCCAACUGAACAGCUAACACCUGAGUAGGGGAAGCAGGCUCUUGGGUUUACUUUAAUGACUUAGGGGUCAAGUUUUCGGCUCUGCGCUCACCUCCUUCAGGGAGGGAAACUCAUUUUUAACAUUUUCACAAGGCAUUUAAAAAGCAUUCCUGAUUUUAUUCCUAGAGAAUUCUUAGAAUUACAGAUUGAUUUCCUGUACUCAGAAGCAGAAUAGGAUCCAACUCACUAAUCAUUGGGUCUCUCCACCAUCACUUAGAGUCACAAGACAGCCCUUCUGCUUAACUGUCCACUUGGGACUUUCUCUGUCUUUUUCCAUCAAACAAAGGGGAGUUGAGGAGUGGUAAAGCCAUACAUCCAUGUGGAUGUGUGUCUGUAUCGAUGCCUGAAUACGAGGAUUAGAGGAGAGAGAAGCAAGGAGUCUGCUUGGGUCAGUCUGCUGAGAGGUGGCUGGAGAAAGGAUACGGGAGGCUGAGCCUGCGGCCUUGUUGCAGGUGAAGGAUCUGGUGCAGCUUUCGGAUGCUUGUCCUUUGUGAGUCUAAACUUUUCCUUAAGCUUUAAUCUUUAUCAUUGUCUUAAAGUCAGCUGGUGUCUCUUGUACAUCGACUUUGGUACGGUGGUGCUUUGCAAGGAUGUAUUUAUAUUAUAAUGACCAACAUUUGGUCAGCCCUUGUCCACUUAUUCACUUUCCCCUUUUUGUAAAAUAAGUGCUUUAAUUAUAAACUGUAUAAAUACCUUGUAUAAACCCCCUUUUGAUUAUUACAAAAAGCUGAAUUGUAACAAAUGAAAUGUUGAUUUUUAUAAUAAAACAUUGGAAAAAUCAGUGGAAAAAA